Messenger RNA from Aspergillus homomorphus CBS 101889, 2546 nucleotides. RefSeq lists its product as uncharacterized. The coding region runs from base 205 to 2247 and encodes 680 amino acids. The transcript has 2 exons. The record is from RefSeq and is a predicted model, not a curated record. Lineage: Eukaryota; Fungi; Ascomycota; Eurotiomycetes; Eurotiales; Aspergillaceae.
GCCCCAUGUCUUCUUUCCUGUCACCGCAAGGCAGCCAAGGGAUACUUGGACAGAAGUAACUCCCUGGUAUAAGGUCUGCUCGGCCGCUUCCGUGAUCAUUGUGAGGCCUUCUUUCCCCUCUCUUUCCCUACUCGCUCUGAUCAGGAAUCGCAAGAGAUCCGGUCCCUCAGCUUUCAUUCCCCAGUCAUUGCCAGCCAAGCGGCCAUGUCUUCGACAGACUGCCACUCCGUCAAAAUGCAAUUUCAUCUGCAGGACCACAAUUACCACCACGCAAUGUCUGCAAAUGUCCCAACUUUUGUGAACAGAAGCGUACCGAGCUACAGUGUCUCGAAUCAAACCACUAGUGCCAGAGGAAACAACCCGUCAUCUCCGCGCUAUUCGCCGAAUAUCCAGCCUUGGAAGAGACAGCAGGUGCAGAGCUCUUUGUCAUUUGUUUCUUCCCCAUCGCCCCGCGUCGACCAGUCAGAGUAUACCACAGCGCAGCCACGGACCAGUUCAGAACGCCCUCCUGUGUACAUGUCUCCUUUCCGUUCUGUGCGCAAGAUGAAACAGCCCUUCGAGCUGCGUCUUCCGUCCUCCCCGUCUCAUGAGAAUCUCGCUGCAAGUGGCAAAGAAUCCCCGCUCUCUCGAAGAUCAUCUAAGACUCGGACGCUUCGCCCAUGGCGUUCAGAUCAGAAUCUCAAAGUCAACAGCAUUGACUCUUUCGGUCUCCUUCCGAGCCCCCCUCUAUCAGACACCAGGUCACCACACGCCUCGCCUCUGUCCUUCUUCUCGCCGAAAUCGGAGUCAGGAUCCGACUACAGCCAACGGAGUCCAAACGGUUGCGGCUGCGUCGCAGGCAGGGAGUUGUGUCGCGAUUGCUAUACCUCUCCUCAAAGCGAAGCACAAGAGACCCAGAAGAGCUUGAAAGGAACCGCAAAUGUACAUACGGCACACUCACACCUGGCUAAACAAUGCGAGACGGGCCAGAAACAGUUGACACCUGGUUCCACCUAUUCAGAGCGCAUGUCAUCGCCAGCACCCUAUUCAGACUUUGAGCCCUUUGGAAAAAGGAAUCUUGCUACCUCUUCCAUUGGUGCAGGAAGGAGCAGGUCAGGGACGGUAUCUAGCGACGGAAGCUGGGCCCCCAGUAGCCUAUCUUAUUGGGAGCCUUGGCUGCAGCGUGCUCCAUUGGAUGGCGCCGAAGGUCAGGGUGAGAGGCUCAAGGAGUUAAAUCGACGGAGAAUCCAGAUCGUGCAGAAGAGUCCCCCGCCGCCUCCACGGAAGGUUGAAUUGAAGGCAGCCAGACCAGCAAUGUACGCAGUAGCAACCAAGACGAAGCCCAAAUUAGUGGACAUUUCGCGCCAGUCCUCCCCCGCUAUGAGCUAUGGCCUCCCAACACCGCAGCAUCCUAUUCCUUCGACUCCUGAUCAGGGCCAGCAAGAAAUAUCAGCCUUCAGUCCCGACACACCUUUGGAGAUGUCCGACAGCGGAUAUAUUACACAUCAUUCAUGCUAUUCACCGAACACCUAUCCGCAUGGCAAGGGCCAUUUUGAUGACGAUGACGAUGAUGAAGAUGAGGACGAUGACGAUGUGUAUACAGACGUCAGCUCCCUCACUUCAGAACCGGUUGGUGAUACGGUGGAGGACAUUAAGCCGGCGCCCAGCCCCGAGCUUCCGAAAUCACCAGUUAAGCCAGGAGUCCCGCCGAAGUUUGCUGCGUCCGUCCAGGUAUCGCCUGGGCGUUCCUCAACCAAGUCGGAGAAGGAAGAGCUGGAGAAGUGGUGGGAUCAUGAAUGGACUAUCGAUCAGCUGGAACUGUCGGUCAAGGAUUUUCCACGUAACAUGCUCCGUCUCACAUCACCCGUCAUCAUGUUCCUUCGCCGUAACAAUGAGAGAGCCCUCUUACGACCUUUCCGGACGAUCUUUCCCAACGUGGCCGAAAAUCUACUGGAUGGAUUAUGUGCUGCUCUGAUCGCACGGAAUUAUGUUGUCUCUUUGGCGACUACUCACCAGAGGAAGAGUCAGCUCAACCCACGGUCUCGGCUGGACACCGUUCCUGAAAAAGCAACCGCAACGUCGACGAAUUCCAACCACGCCAACCCAUCCCGCAUCAAAGAGCAGGUUCUCGGAUCGCGCAGUAUGGAUCUACGCCGCGACUUGGAUCGUAUUGUUGAGAAGAUGCUCUUCGCUAUAUGCGGCCAGGCCGAGGAGCAUCUGAAAAGCGCCGUACUUGUCCUCGCCGAAGUUCUCGAAACGAAGAACUAGGCAGUCUCUCCUUCAAAGAUUCUUUCAUUGUCCUAGACUUCUCAACACUCGUUAAAUUUCCUGUUAUCUUGAAUUUCCCAUCACCCGUUUUGCUGUCCGGUCUCUCAUUGACCAACCCUUCCUAACCCUAUCGUUCGUUCUGCCAUUGUUCUGUUGGCGAACCAAAAUUGCAUAGCUGCCGUCCUUUUGCUCCGUUUCACAGACUUGUUUCCCUCGUUAUAUCCUGCCAUCACGUUGUGGCCUGUCUACACUCAUGCUUUCUUCAUGUCUGCCACCUUUCUCCUACGUCCUGUUCCCUA